Pygocentrus nattereri (red-bellied piranha) is the source of this 4474-nucleotide messenger RNA. Its product is annotated as mycbp associated protein. Bases 245 to 2821 code for a protein of 858 amino acids. The record is from RefSeq and is a predicted model, not a curated record. NCBI's taxonomy places the organism in Eukaryota, Metazoa, Chordata, Actinopteri, Characiformes, Serrasalmidae. The transcript is spliced from 19 exons.
AGCGCAGAGUAAACAGCUCCGCUCUUUACUCGUCUUUAUCCUCCAAAAAGCUUUAUCUGCGUUCAUGUGGCGCUAGAGAAGCGGCCUGACUCUGAAUAUCGUAACACAGCGACGACGAGCGAGUUUAGCCGCUUGCUCCGCGCUUUGCGGCGGGAAUACAGCAGUUUGAGGGGUUUGUUUGCUUGCUAAGCUAACUGUGAAGUUGAGAGCUGACAGAGCUCUGAGCGGGAAAGCUGACAGAAACAUGGCGAGUCCUGGGAAGUCACCUGGAAAGGCCGCUAAAAAAGAAGGCAGACCCCGCUCUCCACCCGACAAGAAGCGAGGGAAACCAUUGGAGGAGUCUUCAUCCACUAUAUGUGGAGAACAAAGCAGUAGUUCCACUCUGAAGGGCGAUGACAUCCAGGCCCUGUCCAUCAGACUUGAGCACCUGGAGAAGCUGCGGGCCCCUCAGCCACCAAAAGAUUCCCAGAAGCCCCGCGCAACAACCCGUGUGCUAGUCCGCAAGACGCGUCCCCAUGAGGAGGUCAGAACAGGUGUGAAGGUUGUCGUGGCAAGACCCCUGCCACAGGAUGCAGCACCACUGCCAUUGGACUACACAGGUCCGGGAGGCCCACGCUUUGAUACCCAGGGCAUGGUCCUGCCCCACAGCAUUCUGGGAAGUCUGGAGGACUUUAGAAGAGAGAUGGAGGCCAGAGGAGAGACGGAGCUAGUUAAGCGAAUUCCUGAUCUGAAGACAAAGCACCCUCUGGAGACUGGAGUGCAGAAUAACAACGAGAAGGUCAAAUCCCUUCUGAAAAGUGAAUGGGAUCUUCAAGGCCACGCUCUUCAGAACUGGAAUUAUCACAUGACGGAGAGACGCAGACAGCAGAACUUCAUCUCACAGUUGCUGCAGAAGCCAGUGGAGGAUCUGCUGAUGAACCAGUCAAACAGAUUCAGAGAGAUUCAGGAACAAAGAGAAGUCAUCAGCAGAGGCCUACCUGCCAUAGAGUCUGGACAUGGCUGCCGCAUGGGCAGUGAGUUCUGGACUGUUCCACAGCGGUUUGGUGAUGAAUUGAGUGGAAUCACGGCCACGUUAACCCAGACAGAAAGAGGCAACCCUCAACCCAUCACACACAUCGCACAGCCACACAGCACACGCCUGGAGUCAGGUUCUGUGCUGUCUGAUGGCUCAGUGAGUAGAGCCUGGAAUCAAAGUCAGUACCUGCAACGUCGCCAACAUGAACUUGGAGACAUACUUAGAGAAAUGGACUUUAACCAGCCGGACAUGGAUGCUUUGGAGGUUGUAGGCUCCAAUCAGCCUUUUACUUCAUCAGUAGAGUGCUCUCCUCUACUGGAGGAGGAAGAGGAGGAGAGGAUGGAGGGAGAGCACAAAGAGAAUGAGGACCCCCUGGCAUUUUACGAUGAUGUCAUGCUGGACGUGGAGCUGGUGCCUGCUUUGAGGUUUUGUGGUGAACUAGCCUGCUGGACGGGUACUGCCAUCUCUCACCAGGGAGAAGUGGGCAUUUCUGCGCGAUUGACAUUCGAGGCUGUGGUUGGGGAGAGUGCAUGUUCUCACCUAGAGCUGAAGAACGAGGGCAGCACAGCCAUUUAUUACAGCUGGCACAGACUAGCACGGCCACACAGCUUCACUGAGGCAAGAUCACAGAGAUAUACUCAAUACUUCUACUUCAACACAUCUACAGCGGUGAUACUGCCAGGCGAUACAGAGUGUAUCCUGUUCACCUUCAAGAGUAUGUAUCCUGGGAUCUUGAGUGAAGUUUGGCAGCUUCAUACACACCCUGUGCUACUGGGCGGAGCCUCAUUGCAGGUCACACUGAGGGGCGUGGCACUGUACCAGGACAAAACUGCUGAUCAGAGAGCCGCCUUGGAGCUGGAACUGGAGCAACGAAAGACAAAAUCAGUGUGCAGAUCUAUGGUGUAUGAGUUACUGCGUAAUGUUCACACUCCAGAGAGGCCCAGAUCUCCACCUCAACUGUACAUCACUGAAGAGGAGCACUUCCUCGCCAGCAAUCCCAACCUGCACUACCACCAUGAGCCAGUGGAGGCACUGAAGAGGCUAUGGGAGCAGGCCCAUAGGUCAAAAGUCAUAGGGUUGGGAAAGGCAGAGAGUGAACACAUAACUGUAGAAAUUCCAGUCUGGGAUCUAGACGUGGACCAUCUCCGACAGGUGGUGCUUGGCUUGCCGCAAGAAGACACAGAGUCAGAGGGUGUAAUGUGCAGGGAAGAGGCUCUGAGGCAAUGCAACUCACUGAUCCUGCAGCUCCACCAACCACAGCCCCCAACCAAGCCACUCACUCUGCACUGCAUCGGGCUGCAGUUGUGGAGGGAGCUGUGUGAUGGGUUAGUCAGUGAGGCUCUGUGGAUCAGACAUAUGCUGGGAUUGCCUGAGAAUAAUAAGUGGGGAGACGCACAGCACGAGCAGGACAGCUGGGAUAAGACAAAGAAGCAAGAGAAGACAGAGAGAAAAGGAGCACCCUUGAUUAAAGAAGAGAAGAAAGGAGGCAAUGCCAAAGAGAAAGAAGAGAAGAAAGUUGCACCCAAGACUGCAGCUAAAGACAAAUCAGCAGAGGAUCAUGGACCCAGUAAGAAAAGGGUUAAAGAAGAGAAGAAUGUGGGGAAAGAGAGUAAGGACAGAGAGUCAUCCUCCACUGCAGCCAGCCCAGAGGGUGAUAACAGCCAGCAGGACUUCAUCCAUUCACAGCUACAGCGCAAAUAUGUACACACACUACACCAACAGGUGUAUGUUUUGAUGGAGGGGAUGAUUAAUUCUCUGUGUGAACUACUGGAUGAGGCUGAGCACAGUGAAGAUGACCUACACUAAUCCUACUGAAACAAAGCUUUACUAAACAAAUCUUUACUAAACAAGUCCUACUGAAGCAGGUUCUUAUUGAAAUCUUAUGAAACAAAUCCUAUGAAACAAAUUCUUACUAAACAAAUUCUUACUAAACAAUUCUUACAAAAAAAAUCCCUCUGAAACAAAUCCUUCCUAAUCAAGUCCUACAAAACAAUUUCUAUGAAAGAAGCAUUUACGAAACAAAUCCUUAAACAAAUCUUACUGAAACAAAUCCUUACUAGAAAAUUCCUAUAAAACAAAUCCUUACUAGAAACAUCCUCUAAAACAAAUCCUUCCUAGAAAAAUCCUAUAAAACAAAUCCAUACUAAACAAAUCCUCUCUAAACAAAUUAGAUUAAAACAAAUCCUACUGAAACAAAUCCUUACUAGAAAAUUCCUAUAAAACAAAUCCUUACUAGAAACAUCCUCUAAAACAAAUCCUUCCUAGAAAAAUCCUAUAAAACAAAUCUAUACUAAACAAAUCCUACUGAAACAAAUCCUUACUAGAAAAUUACUAUAAUACAAAUCCUUACUAGAAAAAGCCUAUAAAACAAAUCCAUACUAAACAAAUCCUAAGAAACAAAUCCUUACUAAAUAAAUUAGAUUAAAACAAAUCCUACUGAAACAAAUCCUUACUAGAAAAUUCCUAUAAAACAAAUCCUUACUAGAAAAUUCCUAUAAAACAAAUCCUUACUAGAAAAUUCCUAUGAAACAAAUCCAUACUAAACAAAUCCUAAGAGACAAAUCCUUUCUAAACGAAUUAGAUUAAAAGAAGUCCUACUGAAACAAAUCCUUACUAGAAAAUUCCUAUAAAACAAAUCCAUACUAAACAAAUCCUAAGAAACAAAUCCUUACUAAAUAAAUCAUAUGAAACAAAUCCUACUUAAAUCCUUACUAGACCAAUCUUAUUAAAAAAUAUGAACACAUACUAUGGACCAAGUUCUAACUAAACACAUCCUACAAAACAGAUCUUACUUAAGCAAAUCAUUACUAGCAAAUCCUACUUAAUCGCAUCCUUACUAAAUAAAUCUGAUUGAAAUGAAACCUACAGUAAUACAUUAAAUCAUUUGUUAAACACAUUCUACUAAACAGUCCCACUGAAACAAAUCCUUCUAAAACAAAUACUUACUAAACAAAUCCUACUUAACAAAAUGCCCUGAAACAAGUGCAACUGAGAUAAAAGCUCCUGAAAUAAAUCCUGCUGAACUGAAUCCCAUUCAAAAAGUUCUACUGAAAGGAACUCAAACUAAAGAAAUUCCCCUAAAACUAAACUAAUGUUAUUUGCAGUGAAUCCAACUGAGACAUUUUCUCUGUUUUCCAGUGUCUCUCCACCUCCCUGUCUCGCUGUCUGGUGGUGCCUUAUAUUGGGCUCAUUACAAUACUGACUAAACAGAAUAAAUAAACACCACCUUGCCAUAUGUGCAUCCUGUAUGUGUUGCUGGAUGUAAUGUGUUUAUUGUUGGUGGUGGUGGUUUUUUACACCUGCAAAUGUGUCAUUUAUACAUUACUGCCAUCCUUCUUUAGUGGUUUAUUCUUUAGGGUCAAACUAGUGUCAUCUUAAGAAGUUCUCAGCUCAGCUUUGACAUAUCAAAUAUCUGUUUGGAAUUGAAGACCACAGAAUAAACACUUGAUUGCACUCGUA